Messenger RNA from Owenia fusiformis, 1314 nucleotides. NCBI's taxonomy places the organism in Eukaryota, Metazoa, Annelida, Polychaeta, Sabellida, Oweniidae. The record is from the annotation of a GenBank genome assembly.
AACAACUACAACAACCAUCACCACCACGAACAAACCAACCACCAUAAAGCCAUCACCCAUGACAAUCACAAUACAGAAAACCACUAAAAUGAGUACAAAAGAACCCCUAACAAUUACAAACAGAACAAUGAACCCUACAACCAUCAACAAUAUAACAUUUGGUGACAAGACAACAGUCCACAUAAACAACACAGCAGAAGACAAUGAUAAUGACACUAUACAACAAGCUGAAAGUACUGAAACAAUGAUCAGGAAAACAGAUGAGGAGGAAAUAGCAAAUGCUAACAUUGGUUUGAUUGCUGGAAGUAUCACAGGAGCAUUUUUGUUCCUCUUACUAGUGGUGCUGGUAACUGUUGUCAUGGUGAAGCGCAGAAAAAGGAGAGAGGGUCAAACUGCAAACCACUUAAAAGGGAGCACCAACAAUGCUUUUACAGUUACAGAAGAAGGCAACCCAGAACAUGCAAAUGGUGUACUACCAUAUGAUAAUUCCAGUCAACUGCAAAGUAAAGAAACUGCACAAGUUCAACUUUUUAACAACCCUUUAUAUAAAGAACCAACACCCCAAGAUCAAACUGAUGGGGAGUCCCUACCAACAAAUCCAAUUGAGCUUCUAGACAAUACCCUCUAUGUGCCAUCUGUUCCUAAUGACCGAAUUGGUAAAGAUUCCCAUCUGCAAAUUGAGCUUUUGGAUAAUUCUAUAUAUGACUCUAGCUCUGAUAUGUUAGAUGACUCAAUCCAUUUUAGAAUACAAGAUGCAAAACAAGACACUGAACAGAAUGACGACACUGAUAAUGAUCAAUUUGAUGAUGACUCUGGGAUUGACCCAGAACAUCUAGGAUUUGUAUAUGAUACCACUUACAAUGAAACAUCAACUGAUAGUGUCAUAAAUCAAACAGAACCAGACAUAACAACCAAUGCUGAUUAUGAACCCAUUGAAAAUAAUUCUACAACCAACAUAGACCAUUCAUAUUCAAUAUAUGCAAAAGAGAAAAGUACAUCACCAAAAACUACAUUUCCAAUUAAUAUCAAUAAUUAUGAGGACAUCGAACCAGAUAACUUUCAACAUGAAGAACCAGAUGGACAUGAAAAUGAUUAUUCUGAUGUUAAAGAUGAUGAAAUGGUCCAGAUGUCACAAGUACAGUGAAAUAGACAUGAGAGAACACGGUAAACUUCAUACACAUAACAUGGACCCCCAAGCAACAAGUGAUGUUGAGCUUGUGGACAAUACGAUAUAUAACUUAUGAGAUUAGAAUUUAAUUCAUGUCUCAGUUAAAUGUUUGCCUUCAUGAGGCCUAGACACACAUUCCUACUAAG